CUUUCUCUGAAAAAAAAAAACCAAGAGAGUAAAAAGUGUAUCGAGUUCUCUGUAAUCUCCAUGAUUCCUCUCUAUUCUUAUCUGUUUCAGAGCUUUCUCCUCUAUUUGCAGCUCCCAGUUCAAUAAUCAAACCAUUUUAUUGAUCUUUUGUUUAUUUCUGUUGAACUUUGAGGUUGUUUUCGUAGAUUUGUGUCGAAUUUUUGGUGGUCGUCGCCGGAUCUUGCAAUCCGAACUCGAAGCGUGAAGAAAAUGACCUGAGUAGGGUUUCUUGAGGAUCAUGGGAUGGGUUUCGAUUGUUGCUGGGGUGAUCUGUUCGCUUCUGAUCUUGAUCGAUCGCGUGAGUGGGAUUGGCGCUAACUGGGGAACUCAGACGAGCCACCCACUGCCUCCUGAUACGGUGGUCCAGAUGCUCAAGGAGAACGGGUUUCAGAAGGUGAAGCUGUUCGAUGCUGAAGAGGGCACGAUGAAUGCCCUGAGGAAGAGUGGGCUGGAGGUCAUGGUCGGCAUCCCAAAUGACAUGCUGGCUGUGCUCGCAACUAGCAUGAACGCAGCAAACACCUGGGUCUCCACCAAUCUCUCAGCAUACAUCAAUGAUGGAGUCCAUAUCAGGUAUGUUGCAGUUGGAAAUGAACCUUUCUUGCAGACAUACAAUGGGAGCUUUCUGCAAACAACCUUUCCUGCACUUCAAAACAUCCAAGGAGCUCUCAUCAAAGCAGGGCUUAGCAACCAGGUCAAAGUCACCGUUCCCCUCAAUGCUGAUGUUUACAAUUCACCGAGUGGCCGACCUUCAGAUGGGGACUUCCGUUCUGACAUCCGUGACCUAAUGCUUACCAUUGUUAAGUUCCUUAGUGACAAUGCAGCGGUCUUCACUGUAAACAUCUAUCCUUUCAUCAGUCUUUACAGUGAUUCCAACUUCCCUGUGGACUAUGCAUUCUUUGAAGGAUCCUCCUCUGGUGUUGUUGAUGGCUCAGUCACCUACUCCAACAUGUUUGAUGCAAACCUUGAUACUCUCAUAUGGGCUUUGAAAAAGAAUGGCUUUGCAAAUCUCCCUGUGAUCGUUGGCGAGAUCGGUUGGCCGACAGAUGGUGAUGCAAAUGCAAAUAUUCAAUAUGCUCAAAGGUUCAACCAAGGAUUCAUGAACCACAUAUCAACAGGUCAAGGCACCCCAAUGCGACCCGAGCUGAUUGAUGCAUACCUUUUUAGUUUGAUCGACGAGGAUGAGAAGAGCAUCCAACCGGGAAACUUUGAGCGGCAUUGGGGACUCUAUACUUAUGAUGGGUGGCCAAAAUACCAACUGAAUCUCGGGACAACUAAAACAGGUUCAUUAGUUCGAGCUAAGAAUAUUCAGUACCUGGACAAGACGUGGUGCGUUUUAAAGCCUUCCGUGAACCUUGAUAACUCAAAGCUUGCAGCAACUAUCAGCUAUGCAUGUGCCAAUGCAGACUGCACAAGCCUUGGAUACAAGACCUCGUGUGGUGAUCUGGAUGUGCAAGGGAACAUUUCGUAUGCAUUCAACAGUUACUAUCAGAAGAAUGACCAGGAUGAUGUGGCUUGUGGUUUUGAGAACCUCGCAACAACCACAAACAAAGACCCUUCAACUGGCACUUGCAGGUUUGGGAUAAUGAUUAUUGCUGAUUCUGGGAUCUCACGGCAAAUCGAAUAUCAUGGAGCUAGUUUAUUGUCUUCAGUCCUGUUGCUGUUUCUCACCCUAUGACAUCUACAUUCUCAACUCUUAUGCAUGGUACUUUAAAUUUGCUCCAGUGCUUUCAUGACUGGUUUCUUCUGUCAUUGUCUCUAUCAGUAAUAUCAUCCACUUCAUCUGUUGCUGUUC
Messenger RNA from Zingiber officinale, 1831 nucleotides. Its product is annotated as glucan endo-1,3-beta-glucosidase 6-like. Gene Ontology annotation, cellular component: plasma membrane. Gene Ontology annotation, biological process: carbohydrate metabolic process. The record is from RefSeq and is a predicted model, not a curated record. The transcript has 2 exons. The coding region runs from base 278 to 1714 and encodes 478 amino acids. NCBI's taxonomy places the organism in Eukaryota, Viridiplantae, Streptophyta, Magnoliopsida, Zingiberales, Zingiberaceae. Gene Ontology annotation, molecular function: hydrolase activity, hydrolyzing O-glycosyl compounds.